UCUCCUGCUGCGUCAUUGGGAGCCCUGCACGGGGGGGCAGAGUGGAGUCCACGCUGCGCUGAGCUUGUUAGCGUGCCAGUCACAGCAUGUGGGAAAUACCUUUUGACAGCUGAAAGGGAAUGACAGAAGCGCUGUCCCCUUCAGAUGUACCGCCUUACAACAGGGCAGUACCCAUGUCCAAUGUUCCCGCCAAUCUUUUCCCGUCCAUGUGCAGAAUAAUUUUUUUAAGCACGCACGUGUGAAUGUGCACCAGGAGAGAAAAACAUCUAGCUGUGGGUGCUUUGCUAAUUAGUUGGGCGGGGCUUGACUUUCUCGUGACUGACAGCACAAGUGCAGGGCUUACAGCGAAGGCUGCCCCUGUUUCUGAGGUGGUACUGUAGACAGAAAGGUUUGGAUUUCCUGCAGACUCUUUUCAUACCAAAUGUAGUUUUAGAAAUGUGGUCUUAAACUGCAGAGCAUUUUUCAAAGGGUAAAUAACUAAAUGUUUCUUGGAGGUUGUGUGUUUAGACCUUCCUCCUCCCCCUUCCCUUCAUGAGGUUACUUUAAAACCAUACUUGUUUUUUGCAUACUCUUCACCAUUUGUAUGUGAGAGCAUAUGUGUUUGUUUCUUAUUCCUCUCCAUGCAAACAGGAUAAGAAGAUGGCCGAUAAGGGAAACUAUAAGUCCUCAGCAAUAGGUGGUGUGUUGGAAUCCACCUGUUAUGUGCACUCAAUGGGUAAAACUUCACCUAUGGAGAUGUCAGUCUUAUCUAAUGCUGAUGAACAGCAACAGGAGAUAUAUCAACCUUUGAGAGUCUACUUGAGAGUCAGACCCUUCUCUAAGGCAGAGCUUGAAAGCAAAGAAUCUCAGGACUGUGUAAUUAUUGAAAAUUCAGAAACAGUAACCCUACAGGCACCCAAAGAAUCCUUUACCGUUAAAAACAGUGAAAAGGGGAUUGGACAGUCUGUACACCAAUUUACUUUCACUAAGGUCUUUGGUCCAGAAACUACGCAAAGUGACUUUUUUGAAGGCACAAUGAAAGAUAUAGUAAAAUCAUACAUUGAUGGAGCAAAUGGACUGGUGUUUACCUAUGGGGUUACUAAUUCAGGCAAAACAUUCACUAUUCAAGGUUCUCCUAAAGAUUGUGGAAUUUUGCCUCGUUCUCUUGAUAUGAUCUUUCACCACAUAAGAGGAAGGCAAUACCUGAAAAUGAACUUUAAACCAUAUUUAAGCAAUGAUGUAAAGAAGCUAGAUGAGACACAGGUUAAACAAGAGGAAACUAUAAAAGCUGCUGUUCUUGCUUCUUUGAAAGAGGAAGAGGCGUCCAAAUCUCCAGUUCAGAACGCUUCAUUGUGCAUCUUGGAAUCUGAGUCUUCUUGCAGCUAUUCUUUAACAAGUCUGCCUUCUGAGCCACUAGUGGAGGACUCUGUUUUACUGGACGCUGAUGGGAUUAAGCAUCAGAGAAUGCAGUUUUCGGUGUGGGUUUCCUUCUGUGAAAUUUAUAAUGAGUAUGUGUUUGACCUUCUGGAUGUAUUUGCUAUGUCAAAAAAUCAAAAACGCAAAAUUCUAAGAAUCUGUGAGGAUCCAGGGGGAAGCUCUUGUAUAAAAGAUUUAAAGUGGAUCAACAUUCAGAGCACUGAAGAGGCUUGCAAAAUAUUAAAAACAGGAAACAAGAACCGAAGCUUGGCUUGCACUAGAAUGAACCAACACUCAAGCAGAAGGUUUGCUUGCCUUAAUCAGAUCCAUACAAUUGAGAUGACAAAUCAGUGGAUCUUUGUAGAGAUAAAUAAAAUAGGAUUGGAAUGGCUAUUUUCUCUUCAGCCUCAGAAGGUAGUACAGGUGGAGGACUCUGUUUUACUGGACGCUGAUGGGAUUAAGCAUCAGAGAAUGCAGUUUUCGGUGUGGGUUUCCUUCUGUGAAAUUUAUAAUGAGUAUGUGUUUGACCUUCUGGAUGUAUUUGCUAUGUCAAAAAAUCAAAAACGCAAAAUUCUAAGAAUCUGUGAGGAUCCAGGGGGAAGCUCUUGUAUAAAAGAUUUAAAGUGGAUCAACAUUCAGAGCACUGAAGAGGCUUGCAAAAUAUUAAAAACAGGAAACAAGAACCGAAGCUUGGCUUGCACUAGAAUGAACCAACACUCAAGCAGAAGUCACAGCAUAUUUUCUAUCAGACUACUAAAACUAAGUGUUGAAGAGGAACCUCAUAUUCUUGGGGUUUCAGAAAUGUCUCUUUGUGACUUGGCUGGGUCUGAACGGUGCAAUAAAACACAAGCCUUUGGAGACAGACUAAAAGAAGCAGGGAAUAUUAAUAAUUCUCUUUUUAUUCUUGGGAAAUGCAUGGCAGCACUGAAGCUGAAUCAGAAUCCUAAAGUGAAACCAAGCUAUAUUCCAUUCCGAGAGAGUAAACUCACCCGCCUCUUUCAACCAUUCUUCUGUGGUAAAGGCAAAGCUUGUAUGAUUGUCAAUGUUAAUCAGUGCGCUUCCACUCACAAUGAGACAUUACAUGUAAUGAAAUUUUCUGCUAUAGCCAAACAGGUUACUCAGACAAUCCACUCCCAAACCUUUGAAUAUUUUGCCCCAAGAUUACUUGGGAAGGAUGGCAAGCCUAUAGUACAUUUUGAUGCCAACAUAUUUUCUGAAGAACUUCCUGAUGAAGAUAUCGAUACCUUCUCCUCUGAAGAGGAAGUGGACAUCACCAUCAUGACCCACGAGGAGCUCUUGAAAAUUACUGAGAACCUGAAGGAGAAGCUAGUAACAGAAAGGCAGAGUAAACUCCUUCUUGAAGUGCAGAUACGUAAAGAGAUGGCAGAAGCAAUGUUUCAACAACUGUUGGAAACAGAGGAAACCUGGAGUAAACGCCUGGAAGAUAUGAGAGAAAGUUAUGAAGAUGAAUUGGAGAAUAAAUUUGAAAUGUAUAAGGAAGCUAUAAAGAAACAUGCAUAUAUGUGUGCAAUGGAACAAGUCGAAGACAACUAUGUUCCAAUAGAAGAGUUCAUAGCUGAACAAGAGAAACUUGAGGACAGAGAUAGGAAAAUAUUAGAGUUGCAACAAAAAUUUGGAGAGCAGUCUGGAUUGUUGGCUUUGGGAAUCCCAAAUUCAGAAGACGAAGUACAACCAGAACUUAAAUAUGAGGAGUCGCAGAGAACUACAGACGUAUUGCAGAGACAGUGUGACGAUAGAAAUGAGCUAAUAAAAUCUCUGAAGUUUAAAAUACAGAAAUUAAAUGAAACUUUACAAGAAGUAAAUGAAGUUAACAGAAAAACAAUCGAGGAAAACAAUAGACUGAUGCAUAUAUUGACAUUGAAGGAACAAGAAAUGAGAGGCCUUCAGAACUGUGCUAAACGUGUCCUUGAGCUUGAAGCUACAGUCUCUCUCUUGCAAGAACAACUAGAUGAGUGCAAAAAGCACUUGUAUUCAGAAGUUCUUAAGAAGCAAAAACCCAAGAAGGGUUUAUUUGCUAAUAUAAAGUCUACAGUAGCAGGGACUUCUAAAACACCCAUCAGCAGAACCUUGGGGAAAUCUGACGACUCUCCAACCACAUCAAGAAAACAAGCUACUUUGGCACGUAAAGCAAAAGAAUAACUCUAAUCCUUAAUGCAUUAUGUCUGUAUUGAUAAGAAACAGCAGUUGUAAUUCUGAAUUGUUGUUGACAACAAUUUUGGAGGGAGAAAAAAGGCUAGCGUAGACACAGCCUUACCAUCAACUUAACUGGGAGGAUAAGCUAUUAAUAGAAAAAAAAUCUGUCAAGUGUUUUCAUUUACUAAAGAAAUAUGUAAAUGUAAACUUAAAUUGGGAUUCUUAUGAAGAUAUGAUCAUGGAAAGACAACAGACAUGGAUUUCCAGACUGCAGGAGAAUAGUGCCUUGUGUCAAGGUUUGUGGUACAUUCCUGUCUUUUUACUUUCCUUGUUUCUUUUUACAUUUAUUUCCAACAUUUAAUGGCAUUUGUGUUCAACCAUUUUGGGAAACAGCUUGUUCACUUUUACUGUUUCAUUAGCUAAUAGAUACUGUUUGUAGAGGAGCUGGCUUCCUCCAUUAAUCUUAUACUUGAUGUCAGUUUACUGUGGAAUUAAAAUGUGAAAUUUGGUACUCAGAUUUCAUUUAAUGAUAUAGUCAGAUGAUGGAAUGGUAUGGAGCCACUGUUGAUUUUAAAUGCUUGUCAUAUCCCUAAUUGUCUUCCUUUGGAAAGGAAUGUCUGUUUGAAAGUCCCUCACUGUAUUGUCUAUGCAAUCGACUUUUUAAAAUUUGCUUACAAUAAAGCUUGGGUUUUUUUUCAAGUCAAUUCAAAUUUGGUGUUAAUUAGAUCAAGAGAUACAUUUUGUAAUUUGACCUUUGAAUCCUUGACUACGUCUAGACU
This is a messenger RNA of Pelodiscus sinensis (Chinese soft-shelled turtle), 4328 nucleotides long. The record is from RefSeq and is a predicted model, not a curated record. NCBI's taxonomy places the organism in Eukaryota, Metazoa, Chordata, Testudines, Trionychidae.